UCCUAGCCCCAGGGGCAUUCUAUAUUGCAAACUCCAUCUUGGCAGAACCUGUCUCCGGAGCCUCGUCCUUGCAUUGCGGCAUCUGUCAGUGACGCACGACACCCCACCAGAAUGUCGUUCCCAUAUCCUGGCUUCCAAGGAUUCCCAGGGUAUCCAGGUGGAGACCCUUCCUUCCCACCAGGUGGUCAGCAACAGCCUUUCCCUGGUGGGCAGUUUCCUGCUGCAGGAGGUGGUGCUUACCCACCAGCAUCUGGUGGGGGGUUUCCAGCGGCAGGUGGAUACCCAGCUCCUGGUGGCUAUCCUGGGGGCAUGCCUUCUUACCCUGGAGCUCAAGGUUUUGGGGCACCUGCUGGAGCUCCAGGAUAUGGUGCUCCUGGCGCACCUGGCUAUGGAGCACCCCAGGCAGGUAGUGGAUUUGGUGCACCUGGAUAUGGGGCCCCUGCAGGAGGCUUUGGAGCUCCUCAAGCUGGUGGAUAUGGAGCACCUGCUGCCGGAGGUUAUGGAGCACCUGCUGCCGGAGGUUAUGGAGCACCUGCUGCCGGAGGUUAUGGAGCACCUGCUGCCGGAGGUUAUGGAGCACCAGGUGCACCUGGUGGGGCACCAGGAUAUGGAGGAUACCAACAACCUGGUGUACAAAGCUAUGGUGGUGGAGGACCCGGACAAAUGCCAGGUGGUUAUCCAACCGGGCCGGCUCCAGGCCAGGCUCCUACGGUUAGUGUGCAGCAUCAGCCUUAUGCUGCAGCCAUGACUGCCACUCAAGGCACCAUCAGACCUGCAGCCAAUUUUGAUGCAUUGGGUGAUGCUGAAAAGCUGCGUAAAGCAAUGAAAGGAUUUGGAACUGAUGAGCAAGCCAUAAUUGAUGUUGUGUCUAACCGUUCCAAUGACCAGAGGCAGAAGAUAAAGGCUGCGUUCAAGACUGCUUAUGGAAAGGAUUUAAUUAAAGACUUGAAGUCUGAAUUGAAUGGUAAUGUUGAAGAGCUCAUCGUUUCUCUGUUCAUGCCUCCCACUUACUAUGAUGCAUGGAGUUUGUAUCACGCCAUGAAGGGGGCAGGUACUCAGGAGCGAGUACUGAUUGAGAUUCUGUGCACCAGAACAAACAUUGAAAUAAAAAAUAUUGUUGCAUGUUACAAGUCUGAAUUUGGGAGAGACAUUGAGAAGGACAUCCGAUCAGACACUUCGGGUCACUUUGAAAGACUGCUUGUAUCAAUGUGCCAGGGAAAUCGUGAUGAGAGUCAAAAUGUUAACCUUCAGCAAGCUGAACAAGAUGCCCAGCGCCUCUACCAGGCUGGAGAAGGAAAGCUUGGCACAGAUGAGUCCUCCUUCAAUUUGGUGUUGGCAAGCCGGAGCUUUCCCCAACUGAAAGCCGUGACUGAGGCAUACGCCAGGAUUUCCAAGCGAGACUUGCUCAGUACCAUUGGCAGAGAAUUCUCUGGUUAUAUAGAAGAUGGUCUAAAAGCCGUUUUGCAGUGUGCCAUCAACCGUCCAGCUUUCUUUGCUGAAAGACUUUACCGUUCUAUGAAGGGAGCGGGAACAGACGAUUCUGCUUUAAUUAGAAUUAUUGUCACCCGCAGUGAGAUUGACCUUGUGCAGAUUAAACAAGCCUUCACACAAAUGUACCAAAAAACACUUGCCACAAUGGUUACAAGUGAUACCACUGGCGACUACAGACGUCUGUUGUUAGCCAUUUGUGGCCAGUAAGAUCCAUCCUGUGAAUAAAGUGUGCUGAAGAAUACUUUGUUUAUAAAUAUAUUUAGAAGGAAAUUAUACAUUACAUAUGUUUAGAAAUGGGUCCCAAGUGUCAAUUUAAAGCUCCACUAUAGCUUUCUAGUCCUGACCCUGUGUUGUGCAUUUUUAUAUAUACAUGCCUUAUUAAAAGUAUUUUGUAAACCCAUGAAAUCAAAUUUUAAAAUACUUGGUGCGAUGUGGCCCUGAUAUAACCUGUACAUACAGAUACAGUUCCAUAUUCUAGCUGUGCAACCAACGCCGCUACGUGUAAGAACACCGCCAUCUUUUGGACACUGAUGCGGAGAUAUCUGUGCCUAAUAUCUUGUUUCAUGGAUCGACAUGUUAAUGCACUUAUAGCAUGAAUAAAUGUAUAAUAGAUUUUUCUAACAACGUUA
Molecule: messenger RNA, 2120 nt
Organism: Pelobates fuscus (common spadefoot toad)
Lineage: Eukaryota; Metazoa; Chordata; Amphibia; Anura; Pelobatidae
Gene: ANXA7
Product: annexin A7
Exons: 14
Coding region: 112-1698 (528 amino acids)
Cellular component (GO): cytoplasm; nucleus
Molecular function (GO): calcium ion binding; calcium-dependent phospholipid binding
Source: RefSeq, a predicted model, not a curated record